Messenger RNA from Rotaria sordida, 684 nucleotides. The record is from the annotation of a GenBank genome assembly. NCBI's taxonomy places the organism in Eukaryota, Metazoa, Rotifera, Eurotatoria, Philodinida, Philodinidae.
AUGUCGGACGCGUGGACUCAAAAUUAUGAAAGCUGUAAAAAUUAUGCACAAGAAAUCAAUCAGAAAAUAAAUGAAUUUAAAAAAUUACCUCAUAAUAGCUCACAACGAGCUAAAGUAUCAUCAAUAAUUCGUACGAUGAUAACAGAAUUUAAUAAAGAUAUUGAUAAACUUUCGAAUGAUUUAACUGCUCAAUCCCGUAAUGGUGUUAUAACAGCACGAGAAGCAAAUCGUCGACGAACAUUAGUUGAUACAAUAAAACAAUCGAAAGAAGAAAUUGAAACAACAAUGAAAGAAAGUUUUAAUACAUAUUCACCACGUGAUCGAGUGGAUCCACGUUUUGCAUCUGCUGUUGAAACAGAAAAUACUCAAGGUUUAACAAAUGAAGAAUUUACUGGACUUCGUUCAAAUUUACGAAAAAAUAAUGAUGAAGCAAUUGAUGCAUUACAUGCAAUAGUUAAACGUCAAAAAGAAAUCGGUGUUGCAAUGAAUAGUGAAGUUGAUAGACAUAAUGAAAUACUUGAUACAAUAACUGAUCGUACAAGUUUACUUGAUUCUCGUGUUAAACGUCAAACAAUGUUAGUUAAAGUUAUUGAUCGAAAAUCUUCAGCAUUAUUGUUAUGGAUUAUUAUUAUACUUCUUUUCGUUGCUAUUGUUGUAAUAGCUGCUAUUCCAUUUAAAAAAUAG